CCUUUUUCUUAAACUCUUGGCUUGCUCUCAAAAUCAGUCUAAGGACAUCAUGUUCUUAUGUAUUUUCAACUUUAGAAAGCACACUAAAAAACAUAUCAUUGAUUCUGAAUCAAAGUUUCAUAGGCUCACAGAUUUGGUAUUAUAAAGAUCUGGUGUUAUGCAGAAGAGCAGGGUCAAGGUUAAAAGUGAAGAAGUGAAUAGUAGUAACAGUGGAAGAAGAAUCAAAUGUUCUUAUCAUCCACUGAUCAAACAAGUCCUUCUAACAACAAUCCAUCAUCUUCUUCUAAUUUCUUACAUCUGACCAACUCUAGUGAUGAGUUAGGUCAAUCACAUCUUUCAAGUUUCUCCAUCAGAGAUUAUGCAUUUAGUUACCGGACUAAGAACAUCAAGAAAAGUUGGCCUUUUUCUUCAACAAGUUUGCAACUUUGUUUAAAACAUGGCUUAAGUGAUCCAUUGCCACCGAUACAGCCUCUUGGCACUGUGAUAAGCCAUCUUCCUGAAGUGAAGAAGCCAAACAUAACUCAUGUCGAAGCGAUAAGUAACAAGAAAAAGUCAGAGAAACUUGGCUCUAAUCAGACAUUAGUAGAGACUAAACAAGGCUUUGAGAAUGGUUUGUUGGCCAGUGGUUCGAAAUCCAAAAUACAAGUAGCUAUGGUAAACAAGACUCCUAGAAAAAAGGGUGGAUUAGUAGUGAAACCUGGAGCUUGUGUGGAUAGUGGAUCAAAAGAAGAUCAUAGUUGCCUCUUUUCAGCUUCUGAAUCUAUGGCUUUGAGAACUUGUCCCAUCUGCAAAACCUUCUCGUCUGCUUCUAACACUACUUUAAAUGCGCACAUGGAUCAGUGUCUAUCUGUUGACACGGGACAGCAGCUGAUUAGUAAGCCAAACAGGCCUAAGACUAAGCCACGGUUGAAAGUUAAAUCGAUGAUUGAUAUCUACGCUUCUGCGAAAGAAGACACAUUAGAAGAUCUUGAUAAAAGAAAUGGAACUAAGUGGGCUGUGAUUUCGAGCUACUCUAACCGGGUUGUGUCUGAUAAUAAGUCUGAAGUGUGCAACAAAGAAAAGAAGCGGAGCGUGUUGCGUGUUCGCAUUGAUGAAGAUGCUGCUGGCAUUGGACCUGUUUACAUUGAUGCUAAGGGCCAAAAACUGCGGAUUUUAUCUAAGUUUAACGAGAAAGCUUCUGAUCCAUCAAGAGAGCAUGAAGAUGUUUGUGAGAAGAAAUCUUCUAGUGAAGGUAAAGGGAGCAAAAGCUUUAAGAAAAAACUUCGGGGAGAGAAAUAUUACAAGCAUCGUAAACUAGUUCCUCAAACCAGAAAACUCACUGUUCAUAAAGGCAAUGCUUCAGAGAUGCCGGAGUAUCCAAGAGGAUAUUCUGAAGAAGGUAAAGACUUUGAGAGGUUAGAAACUUCAGGUCCUGGUCAGCGUAGAAUUUUCAACCAGCGGAUACUAACAAAACGUCGUCUUUCAAGACAUGGAAAUAAGAAUGGGACAAAAUUUUGUGACCAGCCAUCUGAGAAUGGGCAUUCAUUGUCAGAAGAUCCUCUUGUAUCAAGAGGUCCAAGUCAUGUGAGUACUGAUUUAUCCGAGACAGUUUCUUCUCCUUUAAACAGUCUAGGGUCAUGGAGAAUUUGUGGGGAGAGCCAAGUCUCUGGAAAGAGCUGGGCUUUGUCUAGGAACAAAAGCGUUGAAAGUGAUUUAUUUGUAGCAAAUCCCUUGAGAUGUUCAAUACCUGUGGAGAAGGAGUUUUCAUCCAACUUAUCCAAGGCAAAAGGCUUUAUGAAGUUCAAGAAAGCUCGAUUGGAUUUCUCAGAGAAUGAAGAUACAGGGAAAUGGGAGUCUGAAAUGACUCAAGAACGUGAACUAAGUGAUUAUGAUGAUUGGGAUGCUGAUGAUGGAGAAACUGAUAAGGUUGUGCUAAGCUCAAAUCCUUCGUUUAGUGGGGAAGAUAAUGAUUAUGAAAGCUAUGAAGAGACUGGUAAUAACAAAGGAGAUGAUGAUAUGUUGGACAAAAAUAAUGAUGCAGAUGUUGAGUUUGAAAGCAUGAUUUAUGAGAAAACUGGUUGCGAAACUGCGGAACAAGAAAGCUCGUUCAUGGAGGUUGAUCCCAUUCCUAUUCCAGGACCUCCGGGAUCAUUUUUACCGAGUCCUUGGGAUAUGGGAAGUGAUGCAAUUGAACAUCAUGGAAACUCUUCAGUUAUCACAAGCCAAGUCCACUCUUCACAAGAUCAGUUUGAUCUCACUGACAGAAAUUCAUCGGAAUCACCUGUUUCAGCGAUUUCACACUUUGCCGCUCCUGAAACACAGACAUUAAGUCUUCAUAACAUCAUCACCAUUGACAAGAGACCUUCCAGAUUCAGAGAUAGUGAUCAAUCAUGUUGUUGCCAAAGAAAGGAGAAAGCUCUUGAAGAUACCACAUUUUGUCAACCACCACAACGCAUGAUCCAACAAGAUUUGGAUUUCCUGAGUAAGUCUGUGCCUGCGGUUCCUUCAAAUCCCAACCCGGUGUUGCGGCUAAUGGGAAAGGAUUUGAUGGUUAUUAACCAAAGAGAAGAGCCUUCACACGACGAAUCAAGUCCAAAAACAACCUCUCAGUAUCUAGAUCUUUCUAAGACACAACAAGCAUCUCCUUCUGUUAAUCAUCUUCAUCGUCCUUAUGGUGGAAGCGGUUAUUUCGACACCAGCACAAGGUUCUACAACAUUCCAUGAAAAUUCAGAUCAAGAACUCUACUUUUCUCCAAGAUACGAUAUAUAUUCCAUGGCAUUUCAGAUCAAAGUCCAGGCAUUUUCCUUAAGCU
Messenger RNA from Arabidopsis arenosa, 2792 nucleotides. NCBI's taxonomy places the organism in Eukaryota, Viridiplantae, Streptophyta, Magnoliopsida, Brassicales, Brassicaceae. The record is from the annotation of a GenBank genome assembly.